AAGACGUGUUGCGUUUUUAUUUCGUGCCAGCUCGACCCCCCUUCUGUCCCUCUGCCCCGCUCUCAGGUCCAACCCACGUGCUCCGCCAAGCAGAAGGAGGGCAGAGGGAGAGAGAGAGAGGGGAAGAGAUGACGGCUUCUCUUUUCUCCAUCCACAGACUUCACGAAGUGUCUCGGCGGUCAGGACCGUUAUGGUGUAAACGUCCGGGAAUCGCAGUUGACAGUGGUCGGCUCUGACAAACUCGCUUGGACUAAUAAGUUGCAGUUGGAAAUGCUGAAGCCGGGGGAUCAGAGCGGUUCUGCUUUCCUCAAAGUGGAUCCGACUUACCUUCAGCACUGGCAGCAGCUUUUCCCGCAGAGUCAGUUGAAGAACUGCGCGAUUCCGCAAAUCCCGGCGCCCGAUCGAGCGCCUGUAGCUGUGGAAAGCCUCCGCCAGAGACCCGGUUUAAUUUCCUCCACCACCACCGCCGCCUCGGCCGCUUUAACGCCGUCCUCGAGCUCGUCUUGCGCUCCUGCCGUGUCCGCGCUCGCGGGGUUAACGCAGCUCUCCGCGCCGCAGCUCGCGCUAUUCGGACACACUCUCUGUACCGAGGUUGCACCGGCCGAAAACAGCGGGGCGUCUCAGUCCAAGGAACUUUGCCUGCCGUCCAACUUUAACGACAAAGCGUCCCGGUUGAAGCUGACCUCAGAGGAACUGGACUACUAUCUAUACGGACAGCAGAGGAUGGAGAUUAUCCCACUGAACAAUCACACCAGUGAUCUCAAUAACCGCUGUGACAUGUGUGCAGAUAACCGGAACGGCGAGUGCCCCAUGCACGGGCCCCUGCACUCGCUGCGGCGCCUGGUAGGGACAAGUAGUGCAUCCACUGCUGUGGCCCCUCCCGAGGUUCCCGAGUGGCUGCGUGAUCUACCCCGCGAAGUCUGCCUAUGCACCAGCACAGUGCCUGGCCUGGGCUAUGGUAUCUGUGCUGCCCAGCGCAUACCACAGGGUACUUGGAUUGGGCCUUUUCAGGGUAUUCCUCUGCUGCUGGAUAAAGUACAGUCCGGAGUGGUGCGCAACACAAGACACUUAUGGGAGAUCUAUGACCAGGAGGGCACAUUACAGCACUUUAUUGAUGGCAAUGAUCCAAGCAAGUCAAGCUGGAUGAGGUACAUCCGCUGUGCCAGACACUGUGGGGAACAGAACAUGACAGUGGUUCAGUACAGAUCAUGUAUUUUCUACCGGGCUUGUAUGGAUAUUCCAAGAGGAACUGAGCUUCUGGUAUGGUACAAUGACAGUUACACCUCCUUCUUUGGCAUCCCCCUGCAGUGCAUCGCACAGGAUGAAAACUUGAAUGUGCCAUCUACUGUAAUCGAGGCCAUGUCCCGACAGGAAAGCCUGCAGCCUUUCAGCAAAACAUCCAAAUCCUCUUCACCCGCCAUGCUGCAGCGCUCCAUGGUUUUCCCUCACUCACCUUGCCCACGGAGCUUCUCUCUCCUGGACAAGGUGGGCAACAUGGAGUCUGGCUUUAACCAGCUGAACACCAAGAACCAGCGGGUCCUAGCCAGUCCCACAUCCACCAGCCAGCUUAACAGUGAAUUCAGCGACUGGCACCUCUGGAAGUGUGGCCAGUGCUUCAAGACCUUCACACAGCGCAUUCUCCUGCAAAUGCAUGUGUGCACACAGAACCCGGACAGACCCUAUCAGUGUGGACACUGUUCACAGUCCUUUGCCCAGCCUUCAGAGCUACGCAACCAUGUGGUAACACAUUCCAGUGACCGGCCCUUCAAGUGUGGCUAUUGCGGCCGAGCUUUUGCCGGAGCAACGACGCUCAACAACCACAUCCGCACCCACACCGGGGAGAAGCCAUUCAAGUGUGAGCGGUGCGAGAGGAGCUUCACGCAGGCAACACAGCUUAGCAGACACCAGCGGAUGCCCAACGAGUGCAAACCCAUCAGCGAGAGCAGCGAAUCAAUUGAGGUGGAUUAGUUGAUUGACCAUGCCGGAAUUAAACGGCGAGGGAAAGUCAUGAUUAAAUGUCACGGACACUUAAGCAAAACCAAAGAUUUCCUCUGAGAAACUCUCAAUCAGCCCCAGAAAACCAAAAGCAGUAAUAAAAUAAGUAAGAUGUUAAGAGAUAUUGAUCCCGACACAGAUAUGGGACUGGUUGUGGCUGGGGUGGGAGGGUUGGUGGGGAAUAGGACAAGAUUAUUUAUUCAUGACUGGGAAAGUCACAGUUCUGUUAAAAACCUGGAACAUAAGUGUGAAAUGCCAAAAACAUGGCAUAUCACUUUAUUUCUUAGUCAUGUACAUUGUACAAUAAAACCAAAGGGAGAAGACUAAAAGGGGACAUUCCCCUCAGACAGACAAUGCACAGUAUCUGUAUAAUUGCACCAUUUAAUAAGCAGGAUUUUUUGAGAGAAACAUUUGUAUUCACAAAAAAAGCCUCUGUAUAAAAUGUACAUUUUGAAUUAUAUUUCUCUCAUAUCAUGCUUUUUGGCACUUUUGACUGGUAUUAUUUAAUAUUUCGUUUGAAUAAUGAUUCUAAAUGUAAUGAUGAAUAUUUAAAUAUGAGUGGGAUGGAAGGAAAAAGGUCAUUGUGAAAAAAAUAAAUAAAAAAACCUUGUUACCAAAUAUGGAAUGAAGAAGAAAGGGUUUAAAGCAAUAUAUAGAAUUGUAUCUGUCAUGUCAUUGAAUGCUUUUAUGGCCCUAUUCAUCUAUAUGGUGAAUGGGGCUAUUGAAUGUUGCAUUUUGUUACAAAAGGAAUAUUUAACAUCAUUGCACCAUUACUAAAAACAAAAAUUACACUUCUGUUUCUGACUUUUUGGGGGAAAACAAACAAACAAACAAACACACAAACAAGCCAUAACAUUAAACCCACUGACUGAUUUUAUUGUUACAGUGGUACCUGUCAAGUGGUGGGAUAUAUUAGGCAGCAAGUGAACAAUCAUCUCUCGAAGUUGAUGUGUAAGGAUCUGAGCUACUUUGACAAGGUCAAAUUGUGAUGGCUUGGCAACUGGGUCAGAGCAUCUUCAAAACGGCAGGUCUUGUCGGGUGUUCCCAGAAUGCAGUGGAUCGUACCUACCAAAAGUGGUCCAAUGAAGGAUAACUGGUGAACUGGUGAAAAGGUCAUGGUCGCCCAAGGUUCACUCGUGUGCAUGGGGAAUGAAGGGUAACCCAUCUGGUCCAAUCCCACAGAAGAUCAACUGUAGCACAAAUUGCUGAAAAAGUUAAUGCUGGCUAUGAGAGAAAGGUGUCAGAACACCAAGCAUUGUAGCUUGCUGUGUAUGGGGCUGGGUAGCUGCAGACCAGUCAGAGUGCCCAUGCUGAUCCCUGGCCACUGCCAAAAGCUCCUAGAAUGGGCACGUGAGCAUCAGAAUGGGACUAUGGAGCAAUGGAAGAAGGUGGCCUGGUCUGAUGGAUCACAUUUUCUUUUACAUUAUGUGGAUGGCCAGGAGUAUGUGUGACUGGGGAAGAGAUGGCACUAGGAUGCACCAUGAGAAGCUGGAGGAGGAAGUGUGAUGCUCUGGGCAGUGUUCUGCUGGGAAACCUUGUGUCCUGGCAUUCAUGUGGAUGUUACUUUGACACAUAUCACCUACCUAAACAUUGUUGCAGACCAAAAACACUCCUUCAUGGCAGUGUUAUUCGCUAAUGGCCUCUUUCAGCAGGAUUCAUGAAAAAACUUUUCAAGAAUGGUUUGAGGAACAUGACAAAGAGUUCAAGGUGUUGACUUGGCCUCCAUAAUUUCCCAGCUCUCAAUCUGAUCGAGCAUCUGUGGGAUGUCCUGGACAAACAUGUCCAAUGGAGGCCCCACCUCACAACUUACAGGAUUUAAAGAAUCUGCUGCUAAUGUUUUGGUGCCAGAUACCACAGCACACCUUCAGAGGUGUUCAGAGGUGCUGUGGAGUCCAUGCUUUGAUGGGUCAGAGGUAUUUUGGUGGCACAAGAGGAUACAAUAUUACGCAGGUGGAUUUAAUGUUAU
Molecule: messenger RNA, 3961 nt
Organism: Ictalurus punctatus (channel catfish)
Lineage: Eukaryota; Metazoa; Chordata; Actinopteri; Siluriformes; Ictaluridae
Gene: prdm6
Product: PR domain containing 6
Exons: 8
Coding region: 271-1968 (565 amino acids)
Cellular component (GO): nucleus
Molecular function (GO): protein binding; histone methyltransferase activity
Source: RefSeq, a predicted model, not a curated record